GACGCGCUAGUUUAAAAAAACGUUCAUUGGCUCCUAAUACUGUCAAUCAUCGAUAUUUUCCGGCAAAAUAUCGCGGGAAAGUUGAGCGCUGAUAACAACAUCACGAGCCUGUUCAGUCGGCUUGGUUGAUAAAAUAAGACCAAAGUGUCAAAUUACAGGUAAUUACAAUAUGAGGACUUUCGAAGAGGUUCAAGCUACACUACAAAUCGCUAAAGUAAAAGAAGAGGACUUGCAGCCUAUCACUUUCUGCCUUUCUUUCGGGGAUAAUGUGUCGUCCGGUGAUUACUGUCUAAUGGAGCUGGAUGAUACUCUCUGUAAACACAUUGAAGCAGGCAAAAGUCUUGUAAUCAGAGGUGACAAAGAUGAGCAUGCAGUCCUAUGUAGUGAAGACAAGACAUACGACUUGAAAUAUGCGGACACGUCGAAUCUGCUGCUGUUUGUUCCAGGGUGCAAAACUCCAGAACAGAUGCCUGACAAGCCAGAAUCUUCCGAACUCAUGCAUGCACAGAUUUGGGGAUUUUCUAAUUGUUAUUGGGAAUUGAGAAGGCAGAGACCAAAGUUAAAGAAACUGAAGAAGUUGUUGAUGGAGAAUCCAUAUGAUGGUCCACUGGUCGGCAUGCUAGAGGAGAAGCCAGGGCAGAAGUACACAAUGGAUGACCUUCUUGAGAUAAUCCAAUCUAGUAAAGAAGAAAUUGAGGCACAUCUUCAAAAUAUUCAUGCAUGUGAAGUUGACGGAUUUUGGAGGAUCCUGGAUUUUGAUUAUGAGAUGAAGCUCCUGGGUCAUGUGACCCAGCUGGUGGACUCAGAGUCUUGGUCUUUCAGCAAAGUUCUUCUCAGUGUCUCUCUAGAUGAGCUGGGAUCCCUUGAACCAAAAGCCAUGAUAGAACACUGUCUCAACUGUUAUGGAAGACGCUACAGUAAUGAAGAAGGUCAGGUGAUGUAUGCAUUGGAUGAGGACAAAGUAUGUAGAGCCACAGCUCAGCUGCUACUGCAAAAUGCUAUGAAGUUCAACCUGUCAGAGUUCCUGGAGGUGUGGCAGCAGAGUGUUCCUGAGGGAAUGAGCACUAGACUGGAUCAGCUCAGGGGUUUAGCACUGCUGGACCGGAACUCUAAACCACAGACCAUCUCACUGCUAUGUGUAGAAGAUCUGCCUGAGGACACACUGGAACGAUUUAACAGUCUCUUCAGCAUGAGAGAGAAAUGGACACAAGAUGACAUUGAACCCUAUAUACAAGAUCUGUGUGGAGAAAAGCAGACCACUGGAGCUCUCCUGACCAAACAUGCCCGCUCGUCUAUGCAAAAUGGUAUAAAGGUCUUUAAUUCAAGAAGACCAGUAGCUACUUGAGAUCAAAAUAAGUCAUUUUUUUCUCAAUACAAUAAACAUACAUUAAAUAUCAUUGUUAUGCGUGGAUUGUUAUGUUAAGGCCUCUUGUGUCCUAUAUCUCUCUAUGUAUUUGAGCAGUUGCUGUGACAUUGGUUUCACUGUCCCUUCAUAAAAAUAUAGAUUUCUUUUUUUAAAUAUAUGUACAUCUGGGAUUUCAUGAUGAAUGAAGUGUUUUGUUAUCAACUUUAUUUUAUAAAUAAGAAUCUAAUUCAAUUAAUAAUUCUUUUGUUAAACAUUUUUUUGGGAAACAAAUGCCACUUCUAAAUAUAAUUCACUGAAAAAAAUAUGGUAAUUCUUUCAACGUUGUCUCGAGUCCCACAUUUCCUAGAAUAAAAU
Xyrauchen texanus (razorback sucker) is the source of this 1720-nucleotide messenger RNA. It is a transcript of the gene dscc1, whose product is annotated as DNA replication and sister chromatid cohesion 1. NCBI's taxonomy places the organism in Eukaryota, Metazoa, Chordata, Actinopteri, Cypriniformes, Catostomidae. The record is from RefSeq and is a predicted model, not a curated record. The transcript is spliced from 9 exons. Gene Ontology annotation, cellular component: chromatin; chromosome, centromeric region; Ctf18 RFC-like complex. Bases 170 to 1345 code for a protein of 391 amino acids. Gene Ontology annotation, biological process: mitotic sister chromatid cohesion; maintenance of mitotic sister chromatid cohesion.